Messenger RNA from Rotaria sordida, 1769 nucleotides. The record is from the annotation of a GenBank genome assembly. NCBI's taxonomy places the organism in Eukaryota, Metazoa, Rotifera, Eurotatoria, Philodinida, Philodinidae.
UGAUCAAUUUCAAAGAGUCAGAUUGGUUACUAUUUUAAUUAUAUUGUUAAUUUCAGUAUAUAGUUAAUCAUGCCACUUAAUACAGCUGAUAGUACAUUUGAUCUUGUGUAUGGAUGAGAAAUAUCGUUGAACCAAAUAGAUACUCUAUUUUUAUUUAUUGAUUGGCUAAAUAAAACUUGCAACACGUUCGCAUAAUAAAGAUUCCUAAUUGCUAUCAGUUGCAAAGUACAAAAUUCAUACGAAAAAAUUUUGACGGAAACUCAGAUUUUUUUCUAUUUUCCUACAUGAGAAAUCUUUCUUGAAAACAAAAAUUCGAAGCGAGCAAUCCAUUUCGAGAUCUGAUAUCCAAGAUAAAAAAAACUCUAGUUUACACCUAAUAAAGCAAUUUCAAUAAUCAUCAUUGAUGCUGUUGAUUUCUGAUUUUAUACCUGAAAGAGAAGAAGCAAUCAAGAAUUAUGAAAUAUUCGAUUAGACCCAACUAUAAACAAGAACGAUAGACUUAUCUAGUAGUUCGAUAAUCAUAGCGUUUAUUAACUCAUUUAUAUAAAGUUAUUUUUAUAAAUUUUAUUCUAUGAUUAAUAGGACAAAGAACAUUAGCUGUUCUAACAAAGCUUGAUUUAAUGGAUCGCGGAACAGAUGCAUAUGAUGUUCUAUGUGGACGAGUUAUACCGGUUAAGUUAGGUAUUAUUGGUGUUGUUAAUCGAAGCCAAGAAGAUAUUCAUAAGAAAAAAUCAAUUGAUGAAGCAUUACGAUAUGAAUCUGCUUUUCUUCAAAAGACUUAUCCAUCUAUUGCUAAUCGUAAUGGAACACAAUUUCUUGCUAAAACAUUAAAUAGAUUACUCAUGUAUCAUAUUCGUGAUUGUUUACCAUCAUUAAAAACUCGUAUUAAUCAAAUGGUAUCUCAUUUUCAAACGCUUAUUAAUUCAUUUGGUGAACCAAUUGAAGAUAAAGGUCGAUUACUUCUUCAAAUCAUAACAAAAUUUGCUUCAAAUUAUUGUGCAACGAUCGAAGGCACAGCAAAAAAUAUUGAAGUUUCAGAAUUAUGUGGUGGUGCACGAAUUUGUUAUAUAUUUCAUGAAACAUUUGCACGUGCUCUUAAAUCAAUAAAACCAUUAGAUAAUUUAACAACAUAUGAUAUUCUUACAGCAAUACGAAAUGCUACUGGUUCAAAACCUGCUUUAUUUGUUCCAGAAAUAUCAUUUGAAUUACUUGUUAAACGUCAAAUAAAACGUUUAGAAGAUCCAAGUUUACGUUGUGUUGAAUUAGUACAUGAAGAAUUACAAAGAAUUAUUCAACAUUGUGGUGCUCAACAAGAAUUUAUUCGUUUUCCACGUUUACAUGAAAAAAUCGUUGAUGUUGUUACACAUUUAUUACGUCGUCGUUUACCAGAAACAAAUCUUAUGGUGGAAAAUCUCGUUGGUAUUGAAUUAGCAUAUAUUAAUACAAAACAUCCAGAUUUUAAUGAAGCUGGAAUUAUUCAUCGAGCUUUAACCGGUGGUGAUAAUAUAACGAAUACAAAUCAAAUACAACAUAAAUCUAAACAUGAUGAUCGAAACAACGAUCAAUCAACAUCAGGAAAAUCAAGUUCAAUAAAUCGAACAUUAAUUCAACGUAAUGAUGGUAAUGAACUACAUGUUAAUGGUAUACAAUCUUCUUCACAUAUAUCGAAUACUACCCUCACUUCUCCAACAAUAAUGUCAAUGGCACCGCUAGGCGAUGCAGUGAGUAUUGUAUUUAUGAUAUUUAUUAGAAUAGAACUUUUACAUUAA